Molecule: messenger RNA, 1344 nt
Organism: Exophiala bonariae
Lineage: Eukaryota; Fungi; Ascomycota; Eurotiomycetes; Chaetothyriales; Herpotrichiellaceae
Exons: 3
Coding region: 1-1344 (447 amino acids)
Biological process (GO): transmembrane transport
Cellular component (GO): membrane
Molecular function (GO): transmembrane transporter activity
Source: RefSeq, a predicted model, not a curated record
AUGACAGAUACGGAAGCCCAAUCUAUACCCAGGGAUCGAGACUCUGAACAUGAUGUACAGCCUACCGCGGCACCGCCACUUCUCCAGACUCUGUCGUUAGUCCCCUCAAACACGCCACAAGAUGGUGGCCGACGGGCGUGGAUCCAGGUCCUGGGGUGCUUCCUAAUAUUCUUCAAUGUCUGGGGCUAUCCUUCCGUAUGGGGCGCCUUCCAGGAAUACUACGCUUCGAAUCUUCUCUCUGAGAACAGCCCCGGCACCAUCGCCUGGAUUGGAUCGACUCAAUCGACGCUGCUCAUUCUCGUCGGGAUACUUUCCGGCCCGAUUUUCGAUCUCGGCUACUACCAGACGUUGAUGUUUGCCGGUGCCAUAAUCUGCGUCUCCGGCGUCAUGUUGGUGUCUCUGGCCACCAAGUACUGGCAAGUGAUGCUGUGCCAGGGUAUUUGCGUCGGUCUGGGGUGUGGCAUGAUAUUCAUCCCUACCUUGGCCUUGGUGACUCGCUCGUUUCAACGGCGACGGGCUCUCGCAGUUGCCACUGUUUUCUCUGGCACACCUGUCGGCGCCAUCAUGUAUGGGUUCGUCUUUUCGAGAUUGAUAGGGCCUUUAGGGUAUCCUUGGACUGCCCGUUCUCUAGCGUUCAUGAUGAUGGGUAUCUUUGCAGUGUCCCUACCUCUGGUCCUGUGGGGUGCGUCCAACACGGGUCAGAUCACCGAUGGAAGGAAGAGAAGGAUGCUGGACAAGGCUGCUUUGACAGAUCCCCCUUUCUGGGCCUACACUGUUGCACUUUCCACGAUGUCAUUGGCGUACUGGGUGCCUUACUAUUACAUUCCGACCUUUGCCAGGUCUGCAUUGGGAACUUCGCAGGCUUGGUCAUCGUAUUUGCUGAUGAUCGCUCAAGCCGCAUCGGUGUUUGGAAGAUACUUUGCCGCUAUCGCUGCAGAUCACUUUGGAGUCAUGCUCACCUGGCUGGUGACAUCGGUGAUCAGUGGUGCUGUCUGUCUGGUCUGGAUUGGAGUGACAGAAUUCAAGCCAUUUAUUGCAUUCUGCGUCUUGUGGGGAAUUACCUCUGGCCCAUUGGUACCUUUACCUGCGAGCAUUUUCCCCGUUGUGUGUCCGAAUCGAAAUGUGCUCGGGACGCGGCUAGGGAUGUCGGAAGCAAUCGCAAGUGCUUUCAAUCUCAUCGGACCUCCCAUCGCAGGUGCAUUGAUGCGCAAGGAUGAGAAGAAGACUCGUGAAUAUUUGGCGGUGCAAAUGUUUGCAGGCUUGAUCCUGAUAGGAGGAGGUGUGCAGCUCCUGUACCUGUGGUGGUACUUGGUCAAGAAAAGGAGUAAUAAAGUAUUUAUAUAA